AAUAAUUGUGCAAUUUGAAAUGGCGGACAGUAGCUUAAAAUCAAACAAGAUCUUAAUCACUAAUCCUUACUCUAAAGACAAAGUUCCUGAGAUCACAGUAAUCGAAAUGCAGGGAUCUGUUGAAAACACCUUGAAUAAAGAUUUCAGAGGGCUAGAUUUAGGCAAACUUAAAUAAAAACUCUAUCGGAAAAUAUGAGCUUCUCAUCGAAAAUUCAAAACUAACAGGAGAGUUUGUCAAACUAGAAAAUCCACAGAUAAUAUUAGCCAAGGAAGAUGGCCAGUUAGUUGUAAAAGCUAUAAUUAAGGAGAAAAUCUUGUUUUCAAAGAGGCCUGCGCCAGUUAUCAAGCGUGCAGGAUCUCCUGGAAGUAGAAUCAAAUCAAAAUAUUAAAUCAAUAGUGAAAUUUCAAGAAUUUGUGGUAUUUUAUACCAAAGCA
This is a messenger RNA of Moneuplotes crassus, 435 nucleotides long. NCBI's taxonomy places the organism in Eukaryota, Ciliophora, Spirotrichea, Euplotida, Euplotidae. The record is from the annotation of a GenBank genome assembly.